This is a messenger RNA of Neohortaea acidophila, 981 nucleotides long. Its product is annotated as putative RTA1 domain protein. The record is from RefSeq and is a predicted model, not a curated record. Gene Ontology annotation, cellular component: membrane. NCBI's taxonomy places the organism in Eukaryota, Fungi, Ascomycota, Dothideomycetes, Mycosphaerellales, Teratosphaeriaceae. The coding region runs from base 1 to 981 and encodes 326 amino acids. The transcript has 4 exons.
AUGACAGACGGACGUCCAAUCCUCGGAAGUCUGUACGUCUACGCACCCAACGACGUCGCGCCAGUCGUGUUUAUCGUCUUGUUCGCACUCUCAGCAGUUGGCCAUAUAUGGCAAUGCCGCCGAUACAAUGACCGGCACUUGACAGGCGUCCAAGCAUUCUGCGCAGUCCUGUACACGAUCGCCUAUGCUCUUCGAGAGUAUGGCGCGUUCAACUACUUGUACUCCACGCCCAACUUGGCUUGCUUUAUCAUCAGCGAAGUUUUUAUUUAUAUUUCCCCUCCCCUCCUCGAACUAGCCAACUACCACAUCCUGGCGCGCAUCUUCUUCUACGUCCCGCACGAAGCGACCAUCCCUCCAAACAUGGUCUUCGCUCUCUUCGGCGGCUUUGUGGCGAUUGUAGAGGGGUUGAACGGCGUCGGCGUCGGCUUCAUCUCCAAUCCGUCCUCGUCCCCGUCGAAGCAAGAGAUCGGAAGUCACUUGACGAUCGCCUCGCUGGCACUGCAGAUCGUGAACAUCAUGACCUGCUACUCCCUCGCCAUCAUCUUCCACUGGCGAUGCAGUAAGACCAAGACUGCGAGCGCGGCCAUUACCGCGCCCCUGCUCGCGCUGUACGCGAGCAUGGCGAUGAUACUGACCCGGAGCGUCUUUCGCCUGGUCCAGAAUUCAGGCGACGUGGCGCUCGACAUCUAUGAUUACCCGGCGUUGGAGAAGCUCACACCGUUGCGACGGUAUGAGUGGUACUUUUACGUGUUUGAGGCGGCGCCCAUGCUCGUGAGCUCGAUUGUUUGGAAUGUUUGGCAUCCUCGGCGGUAUCUGCCUGAGAAUCCGUGUCUUCAUUUGGAUCGGGAUGGAGUCACUCUCGUCGGACGGCUGGAUAGGGAAGAGAAGCGAUCGGUGAUGCAGAGGACUGGGAAUGUGUUGUCUUUUGGUAUGCUGUUCCAGGCGAAGAAGCGAGCGCCGGAGAUGUUGGAGGAAGCAUGA